AUGGUUGAUAAUGCAGCUGGGGGUGCUAUGUUAGAAAGGACACCUGAUGAGGUUUAUGACAUCUUUGAGAUGUUAGGAGCCAAUUCUCAACAAAAGAGUGUGAGGACAAAAAGAGUAGAAGUAAAUGAAGUAGUAGCUAAUAGUGAGAUGGCCAUGCAAUUGGCUGAAUUGACUAAAAGAAAUAUGUAUGACCAAACAAAUUUGAUGGAUUCUUACCAACUCAUGCAUCAUGUGAAUGACCCUUAUUCCAACACAUAUAAUACAGGUUGGAGAAACCAUCCAAAUUUUUCUUGGAAAUAUAAUGACCAAAACCCACCACAAUUAUCGAGAAGUCAAAAUCAACCUCAUUACCAAGACCAAUAUUCUCAAUUCCAAAGGGACUCCAAUCCUUUCUUUCAAGAUCAAGAACAAACUCUUCAAUCUAAUGAACAAAUGAAGCCAAGUUUGGAAGAAACACUUCAAUCAUUUAUGAUGGCUUCUCAUGAUAGGAUGGAGAGGAAUGAGAAAAAGACAGGUUCCAUUGAGGCUUCACUAAAAUGUUUAGAAGCUCAAAUGGAGCAAAUUGUUGAAGAGCUCAAUAAAGAGGAACUAUCAAAUCAACCUGAACAAGCCAAUUCCAUUACUACUAUUAGAAUAGGUGAGAUUGUCGAUAAUAUUGUUAUGGAAACUGAAAGGAAUUUUUCUUCUUAUACAGGUACAUCUAAAAAUGAUGGAUUGGUGCAAAGCAAUGAGGAAAGCAUACAAAAGAAAGAAAAAGUAGAGCCUAAUCUUAGGCUGAAAAAGAAAGAAAAGGAAGCAUUUUCUAGACCUGAAUUUCAUAAGGCAGCUCAGCCUUAUGGACCCCUUAUUCCUUUUCUAAACCAACCCAAAGAGAGCAAAAAUGAUGAAUUUUUUUUUGAAAGUAUUGAGAUGCUCUCUAAAGUUAAUACUAACUUACCUUUGUUGGAUGUUAUCAGGAAUAAACCAGCUUACGCAAAAUUCUUUGAAGAGUUGAACACCAACAAAAGGCGAUAUGCGAACAACAAAAAAGUACAAGUAGCAAGUGUAAUGCUUCAACAUCAAUUGCCCCUUAAGAUGAAGGAUCUUGGUAGCUUCACCAUUAAUAUUACAAUAGGUGACAAAAAGGAUACAAAAAUCAUGUUAGAUUUGGGAGCAAGCAUCAACUUGAUGCCGUAUUCGAUGUAUGCACUACUUGGCUUGGGAGAGUUGAAGCCUACCACUAUGUCUCUUCAAUUUGCAGACAGAUCGAUAAAAUAUCCUAGAGGUAUAGUGGAAGACUUGCUAGUACAAGUAGGUAAGUUAAUAAUUCCAGUUGAUUUUGUAGUACUUGACAUGGAAAACACACCAGCAAGGGAUAGAGAGCAAACCAUACUCCUUGGUAGACUUUUCAUGGCAACUACUAGAACUGUGAUUGAUAUGCAUGAUGGAAAACUUACCAUGACAGUUUUAGGAGAAAUUGUGAAAUUUAAAGUGUUCGAUUUUCUAACUUUAUCUCCUAAAUCUACUAUUGAUAAGUGUUCAUAUAAUUAUUUAGAUUCUCUUGUUUAUGAAAACUUAUAUGAUGAUAUUCCAUUUUUAAUUGACAAGAGUUUUCGUGACACUUUAGAUGUUCGCAUUAAAAGUAUAAAGUCAUACUUAAAAGGAAUGGCUUAUGACGAAGAGGUGGAGUGUGAAAGAUUGGAUGCUUGA
Messenger RNA from Ricinus communis (castor bean), 1689 nucleotides. RefSeq lists its product as uncharacterized. Bases 1 to 1689 code for a protein of 562 amino acids. The record is from RefSeq and is a predicted model, not a curated record. The transcript has 3 exons. Lineage: Eukaryota; Viridiplantae; Streptophyta; Magnoliopsida; Malpighiales; Euphorbiaceae.